AAAGGCUAACUGUGCAUUUCAUCUGUGCAAAUUUGCCUAACGUUCUUAACAUUUAAAUAAUUGGAUAUAAUAAAUAAAUGUAUGGGGAGGGGGGGUCAUUGGCUUUAAAACAUUCAAGAAACACUGGCCUAAAUACUCUUUAACAUAUUAAUUUUUCUAAAAAAAAAAAAAAAAAAAAAAAAAACACUUGGAGAUUGAGAUCGUCAGAAUGUGGAUGUUGGAACUGUUGGAAACAUGAAGAAAGUAUUUUAGCCUACAGGAGCUACCAGGACAACUCACAGACCAAGAAUGUCAGGUUCUGAACUGCUCAGCAGCCACCAGUCAAUGGCUGUAAAAAAAAAAAAAAAAAAAAAAAAAAAAAAAAAAAAAAAAAAAAAAAAAACCACCACCACCAACAGCAACAACAACAGAAAUAAUAUAAGAACAACAACAAUAAUAAUAAUAAUAAUAAUAAUGAUAAUAAUAAUGAAUGCAUUUGUUAUUGUAUGAUUGUUACUACAUAUGUUAUAUAACUGCUAAUGUGUCAUUUCAGCCAAAAAUGCACUUGCUAUAUUGUUCAGUUGAGGAACAUGCAGCUAUUUGUUAUCUUCACAGCGGUACAUUUGACGUAUUUUUGGUACAAGUGCAGAGGAAAAUGCUGCAGCUGCUGAAACUACAGUUGCAGUUGGCCGCGCUUUCGGCGGGUUCUGUUAAAAUGGCGAGGACGGAUAAACAGAGAAAGCGGCAGUAACCUGUUUUAUUGAAGCAGAAGGAUACUGCUGCACAAUGGCAGCUUUAGACCAGAAAUCACCCAACGUUCUGCUGCAGAGCCUUUGCUGUAGAAUCACCGGCAAGAGUGAAGCUGAAGUGGCGCAUCAGUUUCAGUAUGCUGUACGGGUCAUUGGAAGUAAUUAUGCCCCCACCAUCGAGCGGGACGAAUUCCUGGUUGCAGAGAAGAUUAAAAAAGAAUUAUUAAAGCAGAGGAGAGAGCUGGAUGCAGCACUUUUUUCAGAGCUCCACCGAAAACUCCAGACACAGGGGGUGCUGAAACACAGAUGGUCCGUUUUAUAUCUGCUCCUCGGCCUUUGUGAGGAUCCCAGAAAACCGUCCCCUCGGGUGGGCAACUAUGGGCCCCUGUUUGCUCAGGCUUUACCGCGUGAUGCCCACUCCACACCGUUUUAUUAUACCAGGCCGCAGAGUCUGUCCCUCAGCUACCCUGAACGCUCAAUGCUGGCUACUCACAACGCGUCCAGUAUGGGCACCAGUGGCAUCAGCAGCUUGGGGAUGUACUCACUCAACGGUCCCAGUCCGCAGUCCCUGCUUACUGGCCCUGCUCCCCAAACCGUGGCUGAUCCUGCGCGAGGUUCUCGUCUGGCUUGGGCUCUUCCCCCCUCCGGAGCUGCUCCUCCUAACUCAAAGCCCCCAAGUGGCCCGGCACCUGGUAUUACCACCAGCCCCGCCCUUAAACCACCUCACAGGCAGAGACGGGACGGAGACGGCAGCGCUGAAAUCAGCGAGGCCGCUCUGGUGCGAGACAUCCUAUACGUCUUCCAGGGGAUCGACGGCAAAUUCAUUAAGAUGAGCAAUCCAGAGAACUGCUACAAAAUCGAUUCCAAGGUGCCAUUGUGUAAGUCUUUACGAGACACCAGUAGCAAAUUAGCAGAGCUCGGCUGGCUUCAUAAUAAAGUCCGCAAGUACACAGACGCUAGAAGUUUGGACCGAGCUUUUGGAUUGGUUGGACAGAGUUUUUGUGCAUCCCUCCACCAGGAGCUGAAAGAGUAUUACAGGCUACUGUCAGUAUUGCAUUCACAGCUGCAGGUAGAGGAUGAUCAGGGGGUGAAUGUUGGAGUGGACUGCUCUCUUACCCUGAGAAGGCUGCUUGUGUGGACGUAUGACCCUAAAAUUCGCCUCAAAACCCUCGCCGCCCUUGUUGAUUACUGCCAAGGUCGUAAGGGUGGGGAGCUAGCCUCGGCAGUCCACGCAUAUGGUAAAACCGGAGACCCUCACAUGAGGGCGCUAGUCCAGCAUAUUCUGGGUCUUGUGUCACACCCCAUUCUUAACUUUCUCUACCGCUGGAUUUAUGAUGGAGAGCUAGAAGACACUUAUCAUGAGUUUUUUGUAGCAUCUGAUCCAACAGUAAAGACGGACAGGUUGUGGCAUGAUAAAUACUCUCUGAGAAAGUCAAUGAUUCCCUCUUUUAUCACAAUGGACCAGGCCAGAAAGGUCCUGCUCAUCGGCAAGUCCAUCAACUUUCUGCAUCAGGUGUGCCACGACCGGACGCCGCCUGGCAAAAUGCCGUCCACUUCCAAAUCUGCCGACUCGCCCAAAGAUGCGGCUGAGCUGUUCACUGAUCUGGAGAGCGCGUUUCAGAGUAAGAUUGACGCGGCGUAUUUUGAGACGAGUAAGUACCUGCUGGACGUGCUGAAUAAGAACUACCAGCUGCUGGACCACCUGCAGGCCAUGAGGAGAUACCUGCUGCUGGGCCAGGGAGACUUCAUUAGACAUCUGAUGGACCUGCUCAAACCAGAGCUGGCUCGUGCAGCUACCACUCUAUACCAGCACAAUCUGACUGGAAUAUUGGAGACAGCUGUAAGGGCAACUAACGCUCAGUUCGACAGCCCUGACAUCCUGAAGAGACUGGACGUGAGGCUGCUGGAGGUGUCUCCAGGUGAUACGGGCUGGGAUGUGUUUAGCCUAGACUAUCAUGUUGAUGGACCUAUUGCUACGGUGUUUACACGCGAGUGCAUGAGCCACUACCUGCGAGUGUUCAACUUCCUGUGGCGAGCCAAGAGGAUGGAGUACAUCCUAACAGACAUCUGGAAAAGUCAAAUGUGCAACGCCAAACUGCUGAAGAGUAUGCCAGAGCUCUCUGGAGUGUUGCAUCAGUGUCACAUCUUGGCCUCAGAGAUGGUCCAUUUCAUCCACCAGAUGCAGUACUAUAUCACAUUUGAGGUGUUGGAGUGCUCAUGGGAUGAGCUGUGGAAUAAAGUACAGCAAGCUCAGGAUCUGGAUCACAUCAUAGCGGCUCACGACGUCUUCCUCGACACCAUCAUCUCCCGCUGUUUACUGGACUCCAACAGCAGGUCUCUGUUGAACCAGCUGCGGGCAGUGUUUGACCAGAUCAUCGAGUUUCAGAAUGCGCAGGACUCUCUGUACCGCUCUGCCCUGGAGGAACUGCAGCUCCGCGUCCAGUACGAGGACAGCAAGAGACGCAGAGAGGAAGAGGGUGAGUGGGGUGUGACUGCAGAACAGGAAGCAACAGAAAACAAAAGAGUGCAGGAAUUUAAGGACACCAUACCAAAAAUGUGUUCUCAGCUCAGACUGCUCACGCACUUCUACCAGGGUAUCGUUCAGGAAUUCCUGCGGCUGCUGAUGACCAGCUCAGAUGAGAGUCUACAGUUCCUCAGCUUCAGGCUAGACUUCAACGAACACUACAAAGCCCGAGACCCACGACUGCGGCCCUCACUGGGGGCCACCAGAGGGCGUCGUAGCUCCAACAUCUAACCCACCUAGCUUUAACUUUUCCAUUAAAAGUACUGAUUGAUGGCUGUGGGUUCUGUAGAGCCUGCAGAGGUGAAUAAAUGGCUAAAUAAGAAAUGCCUUUAACUGUUGAGUCAUUGCCAAAUAUCCUACAAUAUGACAAUGAUUUUAGAAGAGUGGAACUUUUAGUGUUACAUGGUCACAGCUCUGUGUUAACUCCUCCUUUAAAGCCUGGUAUUGUUUAACAUUAAAGAUGUUUUCUACUGGUUUGGUUCUAUUUAAUAUAUAUAAUCUAUAUUAAAAUGUUAACCAGC
Molecule: messenger RNA, 3773 nt
Organism: Trichomycterus rosablanca
Lineage: Eukaryota; Metazoa; Chordata; Actinopteri; Siluriformes; Trichomycteridae
Gene: tubgcp3
Product: tubulin gamma complex component 3
Exons: 23
Coding region: 766-3483 (905 amino acids)
Biological process (GO): meiotic cell cycle; mitotic cell cycle; microtubule nucleation
Cellular component (GO): equatorial microtubule organizing center; spindle pole; gamma-tubulin complex
Molecular function (GO): gamma-tubulin binding; microtubule minus-end binding
Source: RefSeq, a predicted model, not a curated record